Heterobasidion irregulare TC 32-1 is the source of this 1149-nucleotide messenger RNA. RefSeq lists its product as uncharacterized. The transcript is spliced from 7 exons. The record is from RefSeq and is a predicted model, not a curated record. Bases 1 to 1149 code for a protein of 382 amino acids. Lineage: Eukaryota; Fungi; Basidiomycota; Agaricomycetes; Russulales; Bondarzewiaceae.
AUGCCUAUUCCCAUAGGUUUUGAGCGGGACCAGAUCUACAAAUGUCUGGGAGAUCGACUAACAAAAUUGGAGGUAGAUCGCUCCAAAGGCGAAAUCGAGCGCAUGUUCACGGAACUGCAGCAAAAGAACGCCGACCUCGAGUUGCGAUGUCGCCGACUCGAAGACCAAAUUAAUAUACUCCACCGUGCGCUUGUCGAGUUGCAGAAUGAAAAGAUCUGGCUCGAAAUCCGGUUUGCUUGGAUGUUGUUUCCGCGUAGACUGGAUUCAGAGAAACGGCCAGACUUCACCACUCGAAUGCGUACUCCAAGCCCGGACCGCAUGUCACAAGCAAGCGACAACGAGCAUGGAAGCUGGCUGCAAGAAGAAGACGGAGGACCCAUCAAUUCUAUUUGUAUACAGGAAGCAACCGACUCCGUGCACUCCUCCACGACAAAUGAUCGACCUGCUUAUACCGGCUUUAUGCCUCCCAGAAUGAGCCCGUUCUGCAAAGACGAAUUCGCUUUACACGGAUGCCUUGAACACGUACGAGAGGUAAAAUCCUUACCACUGCUUCUCAUUCGUGCCCUAACAAGUGAUGGGCAUUCGGAUAUGCGGUAUAAGAUGUCCAUACAGCAAGUCACCUUGGCCCAUUACUUCGAAGACACUGAUAUCUCUAACCAAAGUCUCAGAAACUCCCUUGGAUUUAUCAUCACUUCCUCUGACGCAUUUGUGAAAGAGGAGAGCUCAGAGGAGACAGUUGUCAUGAUUCGACUCCAGUUAAUAAUUCAAGAACGAGUGCAGGGCAAGAAAACAGGGAAGAAGAGUGGUGAUGGGCCUGUACGACAGUGGAGGAGUCGCAGGAACAAUCUGACAAAGAUCUUGAAUCGCAACAGCGAGCUCAUCGUCCAUCUACCGGAUGGGUAUUUUUACCUUGGCACGUUCUCUGGUCAGGGAAUCACAGUCUUGAACUGCGAUGAAUUUCAGGCCCUCGACCUACCGGUAAGAGAGGCCGUCAUUCGCGCGACCGCAGGAAAUGUCGCAAUGACUCUCAAGCUUUUCGAAGAGAUAUCCUGCGCAUACUCGUUGGGCAAGCUGCUUGCAUGCCGGGUCGCGCUGAAGAAAACAGGAUUCAAUGACGCCUUGGCCGGUGCCUUGCGCACAGCCCACUAG